ACUAUAUAAUUUAUGUAUGUAUGUAUGUAACUACCCGCACAAUAAGAUGACGAUACAUUAAUAAGUAAGAUUCUGUGAAAAGCGAUUGAGAUAAAAUGUAACGAUUUUGAUACGUGGGCGUUGGGUUCGAUUAGAAAAUCGCAUAAAGCUUCAAUAGACGCUUUGGUUGAAAUUUUAAGCGCUCGUGGUGUUUACCACAGCAAAUUAGCGUCGAGAUAUUACGAAGGUUGCGGUGGUUCAAUGUCAGCUAAUUGAAUUACAUACAUACAUACGUAUAUCGUUGCGACCGACAAAAGCCUAUUCACUGCCACUGUAUGGCUUCCUUGUAAUUUUGUGCGCAGCAGCAUUAUCGAACAAUACCCGUAUUUAUGCAUGUGUGUUGGGGAAAUAGCGCUGCGCCUAAUUUUAUAGAAACUGAAGAAUUAUUUACACAAUAAACGACCACCAGCCAGCGAGGUUCUACUACACUUGCUCAAAGUGUUUUUGUUAAGAAAUAUUUGGUUUGAAAUUAGUUGGUGGAUAAAAUGGAAUAUAUUUUCGAUUGUUUCUUCGAAAAUACUUUCGACAAAAUCACACGCAAUGGCUUGCAGGAUCGCUCAUCGCGGCGAGAUGUAUUGGAUCACUUGAAUGCUUUUAUUGGCGGUUGCAGUGAUGGUCAAAACAUGCACACAGAGGAGGUGGCAAAAUUUGCUGUAUUGGCUGCUGUGCGCUAUCACCGCGAAAAAAAGGACGGGAAUGGUGAUGUCUGCCUUAUGGGAAAAUUUCAUAAUAUUCUAUACAUUGCGCUGCGCACUUGCUGGGAUUGGGGUGUACGAGAUUCAGCUGUUGUGGUUUUGUUAUUGGAGGAAAUAUAUUCAUGCGAAAAAACUUUUGAACGCAUCUUUUUAGGCGCUUUAUUCGGGCCACAUGCACCACACUUUAUAGCCGGCUGGCGCAGUGACUUUCGUGAUCAGGAUGAAAACACGCGAGCCAUGGUUUACUUUUUGCAUCAUGCCACAUCACUCAGCAUGCAACUGCCUGUGUGGAUCGCACGCUUCGAGCAGGAACGCAUGAUAAAAUUCAUUGACAUUCCCAUCGAGUCGUGCGGCCGCUCAUCACCAUUACGUGUUGCCUUACAGGCGAGUGCGCCUGACCUGCUACUAAUUUUAUUAAGAUAUGGCGCCCAUCCACAUCCACCAGAUGGUGGUGCCUCCGUCGUCCAUGCAUUGCUUGAAAAACUCAUAGAGAACGGCCGUAAUUACGUUUUACAAAAUGUGUCGUGCUUGCAAAUUCUACUACGCAACAUACCAAUGAUCGAAAUGCCAUACAAGCCAAUUAUCUACAGUGCCCGCCGUGAGCUGUUUUUCGAGAAAUAUGGCCGCCUCUUAAUUGAUCAUAUCAUCACCAAGGAACAGGUGUAUGGUGUUGUAUCCUUGCGGCAUUUGUGUCGAUGCCGCAUACGUGACUUACUGCGCCAAAAUUGCCAACUACCCGGCGGCAUCGAUACUUUGCGGCUGCCACGACGCCUACAGCGCUAUAUCGACCUUAUGGAAGAGCUCGAAGGGCCACAGAAAGAGAACGAUGCCGAAAAUAAUGCAGCGUUAGAAAAGCUACAAGCCUAUUGUGGUGGCGUCAAUGGUGCCAAGAAGCGUGUACAUUUUGCUGUGUCCAAGGAUGAGGAGCAGUCUUCAGUGGAUAUAGAAGUGGGCGUUGAAGUGGACGAGAGUCUAUUGGUGGAUGGCGGCGAACCGCCAAACGAACAGCAAUCAAUAAUAGUGGUAGGCGAUUUGGCAACAGUGUUUGAAGAAGAUUCAGCGGAAGUUGUGGAAGAGCAGUUAGAGACGGAAAAUCGAAACGGUUUGGUAGCUGUGUUGGAGAGGCCCGUAGUGGUAGACAUUAUCAGUUCAACGCAGGUGCAGCUGAAUGCCACAGAUAGUGCCAGUUGCAGCAGUGACAGCAACGACAGCAACGACGAUGACGGCGUGACGAUGCAGUGCAGUAGCGGCGCCAACAACACCAACGCCGACGCAAAUACCUAUAGCAACAGCAACAGCAACAGCGAAAACUGUGAUAUUGAAGUCAAGGUCAGCGAAUGCAUUGAACGCCAGCUUAGCUAGCCAACAUUCUCAAAACAAAUAUAAAAAGUAUGUGUUUGCAAGUUGUGUUCAACACAAUAAUCUACAAACAAGUCAACAACCAGGCGAAUAAAAUAGAUCUCCAUGGACUAGUGGCUGCAAACCUUUGGCAUUUUCCAAAGACUUAUCUUUCUACAUCAGUUUGCUGCUCGUUGCAGCUCAACAACUAAAUAAGUAAAUAGCCAGCAUUGUGUGUAAUUGUAUUAUUCUCGUUUCGCUUGAAAUAGGUUUAUCUAUUAAGUAUGUAUGUAAGUAAGUAAGCUUAAAAGUAGUAUGUAUGUAAUGCAUGGAUUACAUUUUAGAUUAAAUGAAAAAAUAAGAAAAUCACUGUGUGUCACUCACCGAUAAGUUUCCUCGCUGACAUUAAUGCAGCCUGGCACUCCUGUGGUCUCCGUGCGACUUGUCAGAUUCACCGUAUUGCCAAAGAGACAGUAGCGUGGCACGCGAUUACCGAUAACGCCGGUCACCACUUCGCCCGAGUGUAUGCCAAUUGUCACUUGCUGCGGAAAUGAUAAUGGAAAAAGUAAAAAAGCGAACAGAUUAAAAAUGCUGUCACGCGAAUUUACUAAUAUUCGAAUUGAAAAUGAUUUUUCUUAUCAUGAGCGAGAAUUUAGAUUACAUAAAUAUAUGUAUGUAUAUAAUAUAAGAAAAUAAUAAAUUUGAAUUAAGAUGUUAA
Messenger RNA from Rhagoletis zephyria (snowberry fruit fly), 2790 nucleotides. It is a transcript of the gene stops, whose product is annotated as SOCS domain-containing protein stops. The record is from RefSeq and is a predicted model, not a curated record. Gene Ontology annotation, biological process: intracellular signal transduction. NCBI's taxonomy places the organism in Eukaryota, Metazoa, Arthropoda, Insecta, Diptera, Tephritidae.